Molecule: messenger RNA, 1501 nt
Organism: Panicum hallii
Lineage: Eukaryota; Viridiplantae; Streptophyta; Magnoliopsida; Poales; Poaceae
Product: FBD-associated F-box protein At1g66310-like
Exons: 5
Coding region: 79-1380 (433 amino acids)
Molecular function (GO): protein binding
Source: RefSeq, a predicted model, not a curated record
GCAAAACAAACCAGGCUCCGGCUGUCUCUGUUCCGUUGGCGCUGCACCGCGGCAGCUUGUCUGAACACCACCUGUUCGAUGAAAUGCCCCUGUGACCCCGACUCCAUGGCGGAGGCAUCCGGCGACGCGCGGAUGGUCCCGGCGCGCGCUCCCAGCGAGGCGUGCAGGAUUAACGCCCUCCCCAGCCACGUCCUCACCCGCGCCAUCUCCUUCCUGGACGCGCGCCAGCUCGUGCGGACGUGCGUGCUGUCGCUGCAGUGGCGCGACCUCUGGCGCUCAGUGCCUCGAAUCAACGCGUCUCGCGAGGAAUUCGACGGCAUGCCUGGCACUUGGGUCGAGCAGAACGUGCUCUUCAAGAAGUUUUUCAACCGGUUCCUAAUGCUCCGGAACCCCACUCCCUUGGACGAGUUCAAUCUCUGCUACGGCGUACGAGAUAGUGAGGAUUCAACGGACCGCGACUAUGUUGCCGAAUCAGAAGAUGCUAACCUGUGGAUUGGCCAUGCUUUACAUUGCAAUGCUAGAUCUGUCAAAGUUUCCGCAACCGAAUGGGAGGCUAAAUUGCAUCCCGAUCCGGUGGUGUUUGCUUCAAAGUGCUUCUUGACGAGCCUGGAGCUUACCAGAGUUGUUUUAUUUGCCGGCUUCUUUAAGAAUCUCCAAAUGGGCUGCACACUAUUGGAACGUCUCAAAUUGUAUGAUUGUCCCAUUUGUGAUGCUGAGGUUUCCUCCCAGACACUGAAGCUUUUCACAGUUGAUACUGGGUGUUUCCCACAUCGCGAGCAGGCUUCUAUUUCGAUCCCAAGCCUAGUGGACUUCGGUUACUUUUCUGGUGAAAGAAUACCACCUUUACUGACAAACUUGGGGUCAUUAGAAACAGCAACAGUUUCAAUUGGUACUUAUGCCUAUGAUACUCCGCUUAGUGAUAUCUGUCAAUUUCUCAGAGGCCUUUCUAAUGUUACACAUUUGGACUUAAGUUAUGAAGGACCAAAGCUGGAGGUGCAAGCGAAUUUUCAAUGGUGCCCAAAAUUCAACAAUCUUACAACCCUGACUCUUGGCGAGUGGUGUCUGUGUGCGGACUUCUAUGCAUUGAUAGUCUUCCUUCAGAACUCACCUAAUCUGAUGAAGCUAAUUCUGGAAAUCAGAAAGAACCCAGAAACACAUGAAAAGUUCAUUGGCGAGCUAGAAGAAAGAUAUUUCACUUGUGAGCACCUUAAGAUUGUUGAAAUCAUUUGCCCGGAGAAUUGGGAGGAUGAUCCCAUGCUCAACGACCUGGUGAAGUUUUUGGUUGGGAAUGGCAUAAGCUCUGAUCAUAUUGAAAUCAAGAACUGGAGAGAUCUCUAUUCCCAACAAUAUAAUCAUCCUCUAGAGUUGCUACAGAUAUGAUGUAUUAGAUCUACAUCAUGCCAAGGUGAUCCGUGACAAUGUCAGACUAGAUGCUGGAAUAACCUUUCAUUGCGAUUUGGUGAACUAGUCUUUUAGCUUCAACCCCCAUGGAGCACGUUUA